UAAUAGUUACUCUUCAAAUUGCCCCCAAAUAUCCUGCCCUUAUCGAUAGACACUGUGUCAUUGACGAGGAAGCAAGGAUUAUUUAUUGCAUGAGUUACUCGGGUUGACUAAACUCUGAUCCAGUUCAUAUAUACAACCAGGCGUUUCAACAAUUUGCAAAUGGUGACAGCAAAAUGAACACAAGUGCCCUUGUAACAUUUUAAUACAAAUGAUAACAGAGUUGCACUUGUUAAACAUUGUUGAGAGUAGAGCACAAGCAGAAGAAGAAAAGUAAGUCCGGAGCAGGGCACCUGGACGAACUGAUAAAAAUUAUGGAAAAUAAUACAGUUGAAACUUUUCACCAAUGUGUUGUAUGCGAUGAGAUUUUUCAACAAUACAGUGACUUAGAAAACCACAACAAAAUACAUGUUAAAGAUGAGAAAACAGAGAAUGUUGAAAACCACAACAAUGUAACUGUAGUAGAUUUGAAAACUGGGGAUAUCGAAAACCACAGCAAUAUUCUUGUGAAAGACGAAACAGGUCUUGAAUCAAUUGAAAAUUACCCUGUACAUUUUGAACGAGAGACAACGGAUGAUGUUGCUACAUUUCAUCAGUGUGUUGUAUGUGAUUCAAUUUUUCAAAAAUAUAAUGAUUUAGAAAAUCAUAGUAAAAUACACAAACAAGUUAAAACAGAGCCAGAAGAGUCAAUUGGAUUUACUUCAGUUUGUAAAAAGAGUUUUGAACAAUUUAAAGAUCUAGAAGUGCACAGCGCUGUUCAUUUAGAAAUGACAAUUCCAUCGAAGGAAUGUAAAACCACAAAACCCCCAGCUAAAAAAACGAAGAAGGGAAGGAAAUCGUUUGACUGUGGUGUGUGUGAUCGAUCAUUUAAUUUCAACAGUGGGUUAAUAGGUCACAUGAGGCUCCAUACGGGUGAAAAACCCUUUACAUGUAACGAUUGUGGAAAAUCAUUUUCGAGAAAAAAUGAUCUCAACAGACAUUCGAAAAUUCAUUCUGGUGAGAAACCAUUUCAGUGUGGUGUUUGUAGUAAAUCGUUCAGUCAGAACAGCAGUCUUCUGACACAUAUCCAAAAUCACACUGGACAAAAGCCAUAUAAAUGUGAUGUUUGUGGUAAAUCAUUUUCAUGGAGCAGCGAUCUUCUUAGACACAUGAGGAUUCAUACAGGGGAAAAACCCUACUCAUGCAACAUCUGCGAUAAAUCAUUCGCACAGCAAAGCAGGCUGCUGACGCACAUGCAGAAUCAUACGGGUGAAAAACCUUUUGUCUGCGAAGUUUGUAGUAAAUCAUUUUCUGCCAAUAGUGAUCUUAUCAGACAUAUCAGGACACAUACAGGUGAGAAGCCAUUCACCUGUGAAAUUUGUGAUAAAUCGUUCACCCAGAACAGCCGCCUGGUGGCCCACGUUCAGAAUCAUACAGGGGAUAAGCCCUUUAAAUGCGAAAUGUGCGAGAAAUCUUACGUGACGAAUAGCGAUCUGAGACGACAUUCUAGGAUUCAUUCCGGGAUUAAACCUUAUCCGUGCGGUUUUUGCAAUCAUUCCUUUUACGCCCAAUAUCAACUAAAUAGACAUCUUGUUACACAUUCGAAGAUAAAGCCGUAUAAAUGUGACACAUGUUUUAAAACUUUUAAUCAUAAAAGCAGUCUUCGAAAACAUGUAACAAUUCAUGUUGAAGGUAAACUUGCAGCAGAUAUCAUAUCUGCUAAAAAAGACUGUCAACCUUCAUUAUUAGGGGACCGGCAACCUUUGUUAGGAGAGGAUCGUCAACCUUCAUUAGGAGAGGACCACCGGCAAACUUCAUUAGGAGAGGACCGCCAGCCUUUAUUAGGAGAGGACCUCCAGCCUUUAUUGGGAGAGGACCGUUAACCUUCAUUAGGUGAGGACCAUCAAGCUUCAUUAGGAGAGAACCAGAAAUCUUCAUUAGGAGAGGACUGUCAACCUUCAUUAUUAGGGGACCGGCAACCUUCAUUAUUAGGAAAGGAACAUAAACACCUUAAAAUGAGAACCUCGAGUCACCACUUAAUUAUAGGAAAUACUUACUACACUAUGAUAAAACUAACUUGUUGCUAUGAUACAUGUACAUAUAUGUAUACAUAUUUACUACACUAUGAUAAACUAACCUGUUGCUACAUGUAUACAUGAUAUAUACUACACUAUGAUAAAACUAACCUGUUGAUAUGAAUCCUAAUAUGCUCACCAAUUGUCUAUGCUAUCUUUGUCAACGAUUCCCACAGGAAAAGUUUUGAGGUAAAUGUGCUGACCAGAAUAUAUCUUCAAUUCUUCAAUAUGAUUAUUUUUUUUAUUUUACAUCUAUAUUAUUUACAUUGUUUGUCUUCCAUUUGUAUUAACUGUACAUAUGUAUU
Molecule: messenger RNA, 2356 nt
Organism: Patella vulgata (common limpet)
Lineage: Eukaryota; Metazoa; Mollusca; Gastropoda; Patellidae
Product: zinc finger protein OZF
Exons: 2
Coding region: 312-1859 (515 amino acids)
Source: RefSeq, a predicted model, not a curated record